Beauveria bassiana ARSEF 2860 is the source of this 4233-nucleotide messenger RNA. Its product is annotated as WD repeat domain-containing protein mip1. Gene Ontology annotation, molecular function: protein-macromolecule adaptor activity; protein binding. Lineage: Eukaryota; Fungi; Ascomycota; Sordariomycetes; Hypocreales; Cordycipitaceae. The transcript has 3 exons. Gene Ontology annotation, biological process: cellular response to amino acid stimulus; positive regulation of cell growth; cellular response to starvation. The record is from RefSeq and is a predicted model, not a curated record. Bases 1 to 4233 code for a protein of 1410 amino acids. Gene Ontology annotation, cellular component: TORC1 complex; cytoplasm.
AUGACUCUCCGAGCCGGCACGAACGGCCUGGUUUCCAACGGUCACAACCACGGCAGUAAUCACGGCAGCGUCAAUGGCGAGCCUUCAAGAUUCAAGUCACAGGAUCUCUCUCGAAAUCACAGCCCCGAUGGCCACGAUCAUCGCCCCUCCACCGCGCCCGGCCGCAAAAAUGGUUUCUCCUCCAGCGUCGAGAUGGGAGACAACUUGGCCAGGCAGCGCCCACAACGCCCAAACAAGCCCAUGCUCGUGCGCUCCAAGAGUGACUACGCCAGGCCUCAAGAACAAGACGAUUCGGAGCAAGACGAUGAUGACAUUCCCGAAUGGGGUGCUAGACACGGCUUCGAGGACCAUUAUCAAUCCGAACAUAUCAUUACACAGCUCGCCACCAAUUGGUGCAUGUAUUUCACCGACAAGCGCCACGACACGACCGGCAAGCCCAAGGCCCCACAGUCUGAGCUUCACGACUGGCGACAAAGGGAUCGUCUGAAAACCGUUUCUGCGGCUCUCGCCGUCUGCCUUAACAUUGGCGUUGAGCCCCCCGACCAGCUCAAGACCAACCCAGGCGCCAAGCUCGAGGCGUGGACCGAUCCUACUAUACCACCGGCUCAAAAGGCUCUAGAGAAUAUCGGAAAGGCCCUUCAGUCUCAGUACGAAACGCUGGCCAUUAGAGCUCGCUACAAGCAGUAUCUGGACCCCUCCGUUGAAGAGACGAAAAAAUUCUGCGUUUCUCUGCGGCGAAACGCCAAAGAUGAGCGCGUCCUGUUCCAUUACAACGGCCAUGGUGUUCCCAAGCCUACAGCCUCGGGUGAAAUUUGGGUCUUUAACAAGACCUACACACAGUAUAUCCCGGUAUCACUAUAUGAUCUUCAGCAUUGGCUGCAAGCACCGACCAUCUAUGUUUGGGACUGCUCCGAAGCCGGUAAUAUCCUCAACAACUAUCAUCGCUUCGUGGAAAAGCACGAAGAAGAGGAAAAGGAGACAGCCCAGCGCGAUCCUCACUACGAAAAGACGGCUUUCCGCCCCUAUAUACAUCUGGCUGCUUGCGCCGCCAAGGAGAACCUCCCGACUAACCCUUUACUCCCCGCCGACUUGUUUACGGCCUGUCUCACCACUCCCAUUGAAAUGGCUCUCUGGUUUUUUGUCCUUCAAAACCCCCUCAAGACCGCCUUAACACCCGAGCGUGCCAAAAAGCUUCCGGGGCGUCUGCAGGAGCGACGAACCCCCCUGGGCGAGCUUAACUGGAUCUUCACAGCCAUUACGGACAGUAUCGCUUGGACUACGCUCCCUCGCGAUCUUUUUCGAAAGUUCUUUCGCCAAGAUCUCAUGGUUGCCGCCCUUUUUCGCAACUUUUUGCUCGCACAGAGAGUCAUGAUGGUCUAUCGCUGUCACCCUCAGUCAUAUCCGCAGCUUCCUGACACGCAUCAGCACCCUCUCUGGGAGACAUGGGAUCUGGCUGUGGACAUGGCAUUGGCCCAGCUUCCCAUGCUCGAGAAGAAGGAGACCGACGGCACCGAAUACGAGUACCAAAACUCGACCUUCUUCACCGAACAACUGACUGCCUUUGAAGUUUACCUGACGCGUGGGGAUGCAGUAGCUCAAAAGCCACCGGAUCAAUUGCCCGUGGUCUUGCAGGUACUCCUGAGCCAGCAACAUAGAGUUCGUGCUCUCAUUCUCCUUGGCAGAUUCCUUGACUUGGGCCCGUGGUCGGUGCAACUGGCUCUCAGCAUCGGAAUUUUCCCAUAUGUGCUAAAGCUUCUCCAGUCGGCAGCGACUGAGCUGAAGCCUGUCAUGGUGUUUAUCUGGGCUCGACUCAUUGCCGUCGAUAUUAGCUGCCAACAAGACCUUGCCAAGGACAAUGGUUAUGGCUAUUUUGCGCAGAUACUCAAGCCCACCGAGGCACUGCCAGUCGUCGACAGUGAUGAGCACAAGGCCAUGUGCGCCUUUAUCCUGGCUAUGCUGUGCAAGGAUUAUCAGAAUGGCCAGAUGAUCUGCAACCAAACGGACAUCAUGACUUACUGCUUGACGCAUAUUCAGAACCAGGAGAAUCACCUCUUGAGGCAGUGGGCAUGCUUAUGCAUCAGUCAGCUGUGGCAAGAUCUUCCAGAGGCCAAAUGGCGUGGUAUCAGGGAGAACGCCUAUGUGACACUCGCAUGCCUCACUAAAGAUCCUUGCUGUGAAGUGCGCGCAGCCGUCAUUCAUGCCAUGACUACAUUCCUCGGUAUCCCAGAUCUGACCGAAGAGGUAGCAAAAAUCGAAGAAUCGAUCGCCUGGACAAUUUUGGACAUGGGAACGGAUGGCAGCCCCAUGGUGCGCAAGGAAUUCUUAGUCUUUCUAUCGCACUUCAUUGUGCGUUACGAAAGUAAGUUUUUGGUAACCGCGUAUGAACAGCUGUUGGAAGAAAAGGAUUAUCUACUCUUCCCUCCACAGGAUGACGGCCAUGACUACAAAAUGGGACUGCACUAUGCACGCGCCGAGAACCGCAACAAGGAUGGCACGAUCAAGCCUACCGCCCAUGGACUUUCUCACAACAGCGUCUACAUGGCCUGCUGGAAGCACGCUCUGAUAUUGAGCGUCGACCCUCACCCGGAUGUCCAGCGUUCGGCUACUAUCAUCAUUGACUAUAUGCAUAAAGCCCUUAUCAAUUCACCUGUUGGAGAACAGGCUCAGUCUUUGAUGCGCGAAAUUCAAAGGAGAGCGAACCGCGCCACUUUCAAGAGUGCGGCCACGGCUCACCAGCGAAGAAGUCUCAUGAGCGGAAAUGGCGCACCUGUCGCGGCUCCUCUGCCAUCACCAGGUCUGCUUAGACGUACUGCAAGCCUGCUGUUCCAAUCAUUUGUCGGUGCCGAGGACAAGUCUCGGCCAAAUACGCCAUCUGGUUCUGUCACGUCGAUAGCCCCGCCGAGAUCCCCGGGUGCUCCCCUCCCUCCGGAUCAAACGUUUGCACCUCCUGAACAAAAUGAUAGCUUUGGCACUCCUGCCGCUUACCACACCGCCCGUGAGCCUGUUUCCGGCCAAUUUGAGGAACGAGACCUGACAGAGUCGCCGACUCUGCCUUUGAUAAGCAAGUUUUUGGACUGGUCAACCGAAUACUUUCGGGAGCCCCAAAUGAAGAACAGCGAGGCAGACGAACCCGGCAGCACAGACUACAACGAAAGACUCUGGAGAAGACAGCGGAACGAGACAAUCCUACGUGAGACCCAACCGCUCAAGCAGUUUGCAGGCAGCCAUCGAUGGAAUAAUCAGCUUUCCAUGGUGAACAAUGGCGCGCAGCCCGCAAAGAUGACGUUUCAUCAAUACGAAGAUCAUCUGGCUGUGUCCGAUGACGGCAACACUGUCACGGUGUGGGAUUGGAAACGACAGGGCCGAUUGAGCAAAUUCUCCAACGGAAAUCCCGAAGGCUCCAGGAUCAGCGACAUGAAGUUUAUCAAUGAGGACGACCAGGCAAUGCUGUUGACGGGGUCAUCAGACGGCGUCAUUAGAAUUUACCGCAACUACGAUUCCGACGGAGACAUUGAGCUGGCCACGUCUUGGCGCGCACUUACACACAUGGUGCCGAGCAAUGUAAACUCGGGCAUGGUAUUCGACUGGCAGCAAGUGAAGGGUCGAGUCCUCGUCGCAGGCGAUGUGCGUGUCAUUCGGGUAUGGUAUGCCGCAAGCGAGACGUGCGUCAUGGAUAUUCCUGCUCGAUCAGGAUCAUGUGUUACCUCGCUGACUUCGGAUCAAAUGACUGGCGACAUCUUUGUGGCCGGCUUUGGCGACGGAGCGGUUCGCGUCUUUGACACUCGUAUGAGACCCCAAGAAUCGAUGGUGCGCAAGUGGAAGGACGAGUCAGACCGCCAAUGGAUCAAAGCUGUUCAUAUGCAGCGAGGUGGACAGCGCGAGCUGAUGAGCGCCAGCCGAAAUGGCAAAGUCAAGAUUUGGGACAUUCGAAUGGACAAGGCGCUGCGGUCGUUCCAGACGAUGCGAGACACUCUUCGUACCGCCAGCACGCACGAGCACUUGCCUGUUUUUGCAGUUGGCACCUCGACGCAUUCCGUAAAGGUCUUUAACCUCGACGGAGCAGAGCUCUCGCGGCUGGAGCCGUACUCGAGUUUCCUGCAGCAGAGCCGCAGUUCGCCCAUUUCGGCGACGGCGUUCCAUCCGCACCGUCCUAUACUAGGAUGUGCGGCGCGAGGCGACCAUCACAUUAACCUUUUCACCUGUGAAAAGGGUGAGCCAUUGAGUCUGCCUUGA